Trifolium pratense (red clover) is the source of this 678-nucleotide messenger RNA. RefSeq lists its product as uncharacterized. Bases 1 to 678 code for a protein of 225 amino acids. The record is from RefSeq and is a predicted model, not a curated record. The transcript has a single exon. NCBI's taxonomy places the organism in Eukaryota, Viridiplantae, Streptophyta, Magnoliopsida, Fabales, Fabaceae.
AUGAAAAGGCAGAGAAUUACAUGGAACUCUCUCAAAUCUUCUUCUCAAUCCAAACCAAUCUCAGCAGAAGAAUUCUAUUUACCUGAUGAUUGCUGGGAAUCUAUCUUCAAAUUCCUCACCAACGGCGACCACAACCGUCGCAACUUGUUGAAGCCAUUUUUCUUCGCUUCUAAAUAUUUCCUCUCAAUCUCAAACCGUCGCAUAACCUCUUUCACUAUCUGCAACGCAACAAUCCCUUCCAUCCCGACUCUAUUCCAAAGGUUCCCCAACCUCACUUCCCUCGAGUUCAUAACCGCCCAAAGUAACCUUAACAACCUUCUCUGCCAAAUUUCUAAUUUCCCAUUCAAACUCAAAUCGCUCAAACUCUAUAGCAAUCCCAUCUUCCCUGCAGAAGGGUUACGAGCUUUGUCCGAAAAUAUUACAACUUUGACCUCUCUCACCUGUCGUCACAUUUCUGUUUUCCAUAACGAUCACUUCAUUGUUAUAUCCGAAUGUUUCCCUUUUCUUGAAGAACUUGAACUACAUAAUGACGAAAAACCUUUUCAUAGUAUUAAGGCUGGGGUGGAGGCAAUGGUAUCCGCGCUUCCUAAACUUCGCAAGAUUAGCCUCUCUGGUUUUGGUUUUUCGGAAUUUAACAAAAAAAUAAAUAAAAAAGUGAGCUUCUUGAAGACUUUGUGA